CCACGCCAGGAUGCACCGCUCCUCUCUGAAAAAUCACAGAAAUGUUUCCGCCUGUUUGUCAUUACUGCCUUCUUGACUGCUGGAUGGCGCCGCCGCCGUUGCUGAUGUUUAAGUUUUGACCGUCUCUUCCGCGUCUUCUAACAGUGCGCUCGUUAAGGUGUGAUUUUUUUUUUUUUUUUUUUUUUUCCUCUUUACUUGGGAAGGCGGCUGGCGGUGAUCAUUUCGUGGCCACACGCAGUAUGCGAGCAGAGGGUCUGGAGGUUGGCGGAGACUGGGACUGAGUUGUCGGAGAUCUCGCUCAAGGCACGGCGCGCGUCUUUUCUUGGACACCUCGGAGAUCGUAACUGUUUGGGGGUCUGGGCUCUUUAGCCUGCGCUCUUUCCUUGGCACUGCGAUGUCCACAAGAAAGGCAUCGUUCACGGAGAAGCAGGCAAAAAACGGCACGUCAAAAUAUGUCUUGGAGAGAUGCGCUUCUAUUAACGAGUAUUAUGAUAUUGCCUUCAAGGUGAUGUUGCUGGGAGAUUCAGCCGUGGGGAAGACAUGCGUCUUGGUGCGCUUCAAAGAUGGGGCAUUUCUGGGAGGCAACUUUAUAGCCACCGUUGGAAUAGACUUUAGGAAUAAAGUGGUGGAUGUCGACAACCUGAAAGUCAAGCUACAGAUCUGGGAUACAGCCGGCCAAGAGAGAUUCCGCAGUGUAACGCACGCCUACUACAGAGAUGCCCAGGCAUUACUCCUGCUUUAUGAUAUCACCAGCAAGCCAUCAUUUGACAAUAUCAGGGCUUGGCUGACUGAAAUACACGAGCAUGCCCAGAAGGAUGUGGUCAUCAUGUUGCUCGGCAACAAGUCAGACAUGGCUGCAGAGAGGGUCGUGAAGAUGGAGGAUGGAGAGAAGCUGGCAAAGGAAUAUGGAGUACCCUUUAUGGAGACCAGUGCAAAGACAGGAGUCAAUGUGGACCUGGCUUUUCAUGCUAUAGCAAAGGAGCUGAAGCACAGAGCAACACAGCAGCCGAAUGAGCCCAAGUUCCAGAUACACGACUACAUUGAGUCUCAGAAGCACAAGACUGGCUGCUGCGGCCUGUAGUUGAUGCUGAUAAUCUGGCAGAGAGAGACACACAUAGAUAAAGAAACAUGGAGGGAGGGAGGGUAAACAAAAAAAAAAAAAGUCUGCUGUCUAUUAUGAAAGCCAAUCCCUGCACCAAAACCUGAGAAGUGGACGUCCUCUUCUUCUCCACCAAGCUUUCGACUGAAUGAAAGUGAAUCUGGAUUGGCUGCCAUCCCUUAUCUGAAAUGUGAAUUUAAACCUUUUAUGUCACGUGUAGAGAUAUUUGUGGUUUUUGUGGUGACAGUUGUAUCAAGCUACCAGUCAGGAGUUGCAGACUGUAAUGCUAUAUCCAUCUGCAGGCAUGGGGAAAAUGAAGAGAUUGUUGAUGUGGAUAUAGCAUUUUGCUGUGCAGCUCUUCGUUUGUUUAAUCUCAGUUUUACCAGGCUGUGAACAGAAUCCCUUUUUGGCCUUACAGUCUUUAUUCUUGGAGAUUUUAGUGAGUCUGAGUCUCACGGUGAGAUUGUAGCUAAAAUGAUCCCAUCUGUUCACAUGUGUACUGCUGUUAGAUAGAAUAAAGCCAACAUUUGGAGGGCAUUUACCCACACUGUGUCUGUCUGUACAUUCAAUUCAGGGCCAGUGAAACAUCAUCCCGAGUACUGUACAUGUAACUGUGCUGCAGCAUCACCCACCAAGCUACAUACAGUACAAUGAGAUUAUUCCUGCUGUUCCCUCCGCAUGCGGUUUGCCUUCUCACCACUCGCACACGGCAACAGCACAGCACUCCCAAACGUUGUUGUGUCCUCUUCGGUGAUGGAUGUCUGUGUGUAGACUGUAGCGAAGCUGUAUUUGUGCAUCACUUUUCUUUGUACAAUGUUCAUUAUGAAUGUUUGCUUGUCAGACUUGCUCUGUGUCACGUUUGUCCCUCUUGAGAGGUUGUCACAGUGAUCACAAAGUGCCAUGAAAAGUGCUUUGUUAUCAUACUAUCUAUAAAAAAAGUAUAUUUUGUAAUGUA
Molecule: messenger RNA, 2054 nt
Organism: Archocentrus centrarchus (flier cichlid)
Lineage: Eukaryota; Metazoa; Chordata; Actinopteri; Cichliformes; Cichlidae
Product: ras-related protein Rab-37
Exons: 9
Coding region: 395-1081 (228 amino acids)
Molecular function (GO): GTPase activity; GTP binding
Source: RefSeq, a predicted model, not a curated record